AUGACCGUUUACUGUCGUUUUGUGGAUAUUGAGAGCCAAUUUAUGUGCCCCACUCAGUGCCUUAGCCUGACUAUCGACCCCUGGGAUGGUCAUAUCUGCAGUGUCGAUCAAUGCAAAUUUUUUGAGCCGAUCAAACUGGCCGAGAGCAGAAGCAGCGGCAACCUACGCAUCAGAGGCUCAAGAAUUAUUAUUAAAUUCGAUAUAAAUAAUAUCGCAACCGCUCCGCCGCCUGCCGGCCGCCCCCCUCGUGGACGGCUGCUGAUUAAUAAAAGACGGUUGCCGUUCAAGGUAGCAGACGUAGGAGCCAAGUUCCGAGAUGGCCUGCGGUGCUUAAACAUUCUGAGGCAUCUGUCAAACUGAGCGAAGGUGAAGUUUUCGCGAAGGCGCAGCUUGAUGCCAUUCAGUCCCAGUCCCGUCCUACAGGACUGCUGA
This is a messenger RNA of Drosophila persimilis, 432 nucleotides long. RefSeq lists its product as uncharacterized. The record is from RefSeq and is a predicted model, not a curated record. NCBI's taxonomy places the organism in Eukaryota, Metazoa, Arthropoda, Insecta, Diptera, Drosophilidae.